UGCCACACGCUACGAGCGUUCAUAAGCGCUAGAGUCGUGUCCGACUUUCCAAUAUGUCCACGUAGGAUCCCGAGUUCCCUUAUCCCGCGGAAGAAUCAUCCGACGGACGAUGGCUUCGUAGCCGUAAGAGCCCCUUGACAAUUAAAUGUGACCAUGGCCAGUCCACGGACGCGACGAGUAUUAGGUGAAUUGAAACCGAGGGACGAGAAUAAUAAAUGUUUCGAAUGUGGUAGUCAUAAUCCACAAUGGGUGUCCGUGACAUACGGGAUCUGGAUAUGUCUGGAGUGUUCCGGCAAGCAUCGCGGCCUGGGUGUUCACUUGUCGUUCGUCCGCUCUGUCUCAAUGGACAAGUGGAAAGACGUGGAACUAGAAAAGAUGAAAGUAGGCGGCAACAGAAACGCUCGUGAAUUCUUCGAGAAGCAACCUGACUGGGACGAGUCCAUGUCUAUCUCGCAACGUUACAAUACAAAGGCAGCCGCAUUGUACAGGGACAAAAUCGCUACACUGGCACGAGGAGAGCCCUGGAGUCCGAGUAAUUCGGCAGCUAAAGAUUUUCAGCCCUCCAUGUACGUUGAAAGCAGACAAGAGCAUUCCUAUCAGAGUGACUUGUCCCAGACUUCCUACCAGAAUAUGGACACAAACAGCCUGAAGACACAAACGGAGUCUUUUUUUACGAGGAAACAGAAUGAAAAUGCAAAUCGUCCCGAGAAUAUACCUCCCAGUCAAGGUGGCAAGUACGGAGGAUUCGGCUACCAAAUGGAUCCACCACCCAAGAGUUCAUCCCAGGAAUUGUUCGACAAUGCAGUAUCUUCAUUAGCAACUGGUUGGUCAAUAUUUUCCUCCUCGGCGUCGAGAAUAGCGAGCAAGGCUACCGAGAAUGCCAUUAAGAUCGGAGGAAUCGCGACACAAAAGGUUCGCGAUGGUACAUUAUUAGAGGAAGUUGGAGCCCAGGUCAAUCAUUUAGCUGCAAAGGUGGGAGAUUUAGGUAGAAGGGGAUGGGGCGACAUCGCUGGGACCAAUUCAGCUGAACAAAACCACUAUGAUUCCACGGACCGGUAUCAAUGUUCCAGUAAUACAUACCAGAAUAAUGACUCUAUACAGACCAAUCGCUCCAACGAAAAGUCGUCUCUCGUGAGAAGUUCCAGUUCGAAGGGUAGUGUUUCGUCUACUGGAGGUUCUUGCAACACCUCGAAUUGCGACUGGGAAUGGGGCAAUGAUACGAAGCAGACGAGCAAGACCUCGAAGAAGCCGACAAAAGAGAAGGAAGAAUCGCUGAUCAGUUUCGAAACAGACAAUAAAGCACAGAACUGGAACUCCAAGUUGGAAGACGACGCCUGGGAAAUAUUAAACAAUUAAUGAUAAUACAACUAGCGCAAAUUAUGGGAGAGAUAUCGAUACAUGUUAACUUGGACAUAUUAACACGUUGACUGCCGCAUUGAUUUUCCCAUUGAUUGUACAAAGACUUAACCGACGGUCGAUUAUUAAGGAGACAUUAAAGAAAUGUAAUUCGAAACGCAUCUCUUUUAUCUCGUUUCAUUGACUCCUUAUUGGUCGUACAGCCGAUUUUUUUUAGAUGCAGUUUAACUAUAUUCUGUACGUAAUUUAACGUGAUGGUAUAUCAUAGUACCAGUCACCAAUGAUCAUCACGACAUUCAACGUGUUAAGAAAAAGACAUGCCUUUAUGUAAGAGAGGAGUUUCUCAAAAGGAAACCCAAUUUUCUAAUAUUCAUAGAAUAGACAGCAAUUUUAUUUUAUAAUUCGCAACGUUAUCAUUAAGUUAUUUACGGUUAAUUAAGAUAAACGAACCUAUUCCUUCAGUCUUGGAACCCUUUCAGAUGAUGCGAUUACUCACACACAUCCAAAAUGUAAAAGUAUCAUGAUGAAAAAGUGUAAAAAAGGACACGAGAUUAUAUAUAACGAUAUUAAAGUAAUUAGAUCUA
Molecule: messenger RNA, 1940 nt
Organism: Dinoponera quadriceps
Lineage: Eukaryota; Metazoa; Arthropoda; Insecta; Hymenoptera; Formicidae
Gene: ArfGAP1
Product: ADP-ribosylation factor GTPase-activating protein 1
Exons: 9
Coding region: 154-1356 (400 amino acids)
Biological process (GO): regulation of endocytosis; regulation of ARF protein signal transduction
Cellular component (GO): Golgi membrane
Molecular function (GO): GTPase activator activity
Source: RefSeq, a predicted model, not a curated record